This is a messenger RNA of Alternaria arborescens, 1095 nucleotides long. RefSeq lists its product as hypothetical. NCBI's taxonomy places the organism in Eukaryota, Fungi, Ascomycota, Dothideomycetes, Pleosporales, Pleosporaceae. The coding region runs from base 1 to 1095 and encodes 364 amino acids. Gene Ontology annotation, cellular component: membrane. The transcript has 3 exons. The record is from RefSeq and is a predicted model, not a curated record.
AUGAGACCCGUUAUAGCGGUUCCAGCUACUGCUGCGCUCGUAUACAGAGCGUACUCGCGAAAGUCACUGACCCCAAUCGGACUUCUUGCAGCGUUCGUGACAGCAGUUGUACACGCGUUACAUCCGUGGAGUGUAUUCUUUGCUCUUCUUGCAGUCUUCUUCUUGGCUGGCAGUACCGCAACGAAGGUCAAGCAUGAUAUCAAAGUGAAAUUGACACAGUCAGCGACAGGUGCAUCUGGUGGAGAAGGCACUCGCAACCAUGUUCAAGUUAUUGCGAACUCCGGCGUAGCCUCGGUGCUAAUAUUACUACACCUCUGGCAGCUAAGGAAAGAAGGGAGAUAUGGUGACCAGGGUCUAUGUUGGCAUAGAGGCAGCGACGCGCUGGUGAUAGGUAUCGUAGCUAACUACGCCGCAGUCGCCGCAGACACUUUUUCCUCUGAACUCGGUAUCCUAUCAAAAUCGAAGCCACGUCUUAUAACAGCUCCGUGGCGCAUCGUCCCCCCUGGUACAAAUGGAGGGGUGACAGCGACUGGACUUGGUGCUGGGCUGCUCGGAGCUUUCAUACUCUCAGCCACAUCUACACUCCUUGUGCCCUUCUGCAAAGACUGGAGCUUCUCGCAGAAGACUGCAUAUACACUUGCUUUGACAGCUGCCGGUUUUGGUGGAACACUUCUCGACUCGCUCCUCGGUGCUCUUGUCCAAGCUAGCGUCAUCGACGUGCAUUCAGGCAAGGUUGUAGAAGGCGAGGGAGGCAGACGAGUUCUUGUACGCAGCAGUAACCCGCUCCACCUCUCGAAAGUAGGUCAGAUACAAAGUAAAGUCAGCAGUCGUUCCGAAGGCUUGAAUGGCACUGCGAAGACAAGCGGCGUGGACACUGCAGCGUCGGUCAAGGCAUCGGGGACAAUGCUGAGGGCUGGAGCGAGCGGCAUUGCAGUCGUGGACCCGCAGCAUGAGAGUCGGAAAAUCGAGGUUGGGAGCGAUCUGCUAGACAAUAAUGCUGUCAACAUCCUCAUGGCGGCUAUGGUCAGUGUAGGAGCUAUGAUAGCUGCUUGCGUAAUCUGGGACCUGCCCCUGGGCAGCAUGGUCGGCAUGUAG